Molecule: messenger RNA, 1020 nt
Organism: Auxenochlorella protothecoides
Lineage: Eukaryota; Viridiplantae; Chlorophyta; Trebouxiophyceae; Chlorellales; Chlorellaceae
Exons: 8
Coding region: 1-1020 (339 amino acids)
Biological process (GO): triglyceride catabolic process; lipid homeostasis
Cellular component (GO): membrane; cytoplasm; lipid droplet
Molecular function (GO): triacylglycerol lipase activity
Source: RefSeq, a predicted model, not a curated record
AUGCGCUUCGCCUCGAACUUCCUGACCGGAGUCUGGCAGCUGCGUGCCGUGGCAAAUGAAUCAGUCUUCGAGAACCUGGGGGGCACCCUCAUUGUGAGCAAUGCAUCGUGGAAGGACACCGUGCACAAAGCAGUGAAGGAGGGCACCCUGAGCUUUGGCUUCAGCGCAGGCGGGUGCCUCUUCCCAUACUACAUUGGAGUCUCUGGGGCCCUUCGUGAUGGGCAGAUACUCACUGCCAACACCAAGGUGGGAGGGUCCUCUGCCGGCUCGCUGCUGGCGGUGUGCCUCACCUCCGGCAUGCGGCUGGAUGACAUCACCGAGUUCAGCCUGCGACUGAUGGCCGACUGCCGGCUGCAUGGCACGCGGGGCCGGCUGGGGGAGGUGCUCGCCAGGACCCUGCACAAGCACCUGCCGGAGGAUGCUCACACCAAGGUCCAGGGCAAGGCGUAUGACCAGGCGUGGCGCCUGCGCUCGCUGGGCCUGAGGAGGAUCACGGCCUGGGACCUGCAGCAUGGUGUGGGAGCACUGCAGCAGACCACGUGCGCGAUAUGCCUGGAGGACUGGAAGCAUGCCGAGCAAAUACGCAAGGUCUGCUUGAUCGGGGUGAGCAAGGCCUUCCCCAUGCUCCAGCCCAUGCUGCUCUCGGAGUUCCAGGACAGGGAGGACCUCAUCGCCGCCCUGCUAUCCUCCUGCCACAUCCCCUACUGGCUGGACUCCAGCCUCUUCACCGAGUUCCGGGGGAUUGGCAUCAGUCCAGACACCUUCACGCCAUGGCCGCACAGCCUGGCCUCCAUGGUUUCUUGGGCCCUGGAGCCGGCCGACGAGGCGACGGUGGUGUCGCUGAUCGACAAGGGCCGGGCCGAUGCGCUGGCCUGGAUGGAGAGCAUGGAGCUGGGCAGCCAGGCCGAAAGCGCUCGCACCGAGGGCGGGGAGGUGGGGGCGGCCAAGGAGGCCGCGCGGGAGACGCCAGACGGCACGGGGGGGAGGGGCCAAGGCGGGCGGCAAAAUCCCACCCUCUGA